AUGUCUUCUUCACAUUCAAAAUUUACUAGUAAUACAACAAAUGUAAGAUUCCAAAAUAAAUGUUAUGUUAGUCAAGAUGGUGUAGCUCAUUGUCAGAGUUAUUAUGAAAGCAACACAACAUAUCAAACACAAAACUACAAAAAAGAAAUACAACAACAAACAAAUAACCAACUAACAACUUCUUUAACUAAUCCAAUAUUAACCAAAAAUGUUCAAAAAAGGGAAAAUGAAGAAGCUUCAUUAAAUUAUAAAUCAACACAACAACAACCUUCUUUAUGUCCAAAUGUCGCUAAACUUUUUCGGGGAGAAUUUUUGCCUAGUGGGCCCCCAAAUAAUAAUUUUUAUAAAAAAAUUAUUCAAAAAAAGAUGGAAGAAGUUAAAGUGCCAGAACAUUAUAAAGAGCAAAUAAAAAUUUGUGUAGCCAAUCCUGGGCGUUUUAUGGCAAGUUGGACACUCUUAACUAAAUUGUUUGGGGAGCCUCAACUUUACGAUUAUAUAAGAAAAAAUGAAUGGAGUAAAGAAGAAUUGAAAGAAUUUGAAAUUAAUGAGGAAUUGGAUUAUUGAAAUUAACAAAAUUUGAAUUAAAAAAUUUUUUUAACUUUUUUCAUCUAAUAUUAACAUUUUCUUUUGUUUUUUUGUAUUUUUUCAUUAAAUGUUUUUUUUGUAUUUGAAUUUUUAUUUAGUUUAAGUUUGGAAUUAAGGCUUAAUCUUUUUUAAUGUUUUUUUGAAUUUUAACCUCUCCAAUUGCUCUCGUGAGGCAUUUUUUGUAAAAUAAUGAGGGACCAGAAACUACCCUACUUGAAGGAAAUAAAAUCAUUCCCUCAAAUAAAAAACAAUUACUAUAG
Meloidogyne enterolobii is the source of this 845-nucleotide messenger RNA. The record is from the annotation of a GenBank genome assembly. NCBI's taxonomy places the organism in Eukaryota, Metazoa, Nematoda, Chromadorea, Rhabditida, Meloidogynidae.